AUCAAUGUCAAUUGCUUCUGUUUAUUUUUCAGCUGAUUAUAAAAUAAUAAAAUUUAAAGAAUACAUGUAAUGCAAAUAAAUGUGAACUAAUUAUUGUUCUUUUAUUAUCAGUUGAUAGGGUAUUUUUACUAAAAUGCCGAACAAAGACUUGACAGGCAGUCCUGCCCAACAUGGAGGGGCCAAAGUACCGGUGCCAACCCCAAAGGCAUCUGUUAGCAAGGCAGUCACAAAAGAAGUGGCAAUGGUCCCGCCCAUAGUGGUGCCGGAUGCCGCGGCGGAGGGUGAACGCACCGAGCUGCUGGGCUCAGUGACCACAGUGCAGCAGCAGCGCACCAGCGCAAGGGUCAUCAAAAAACUGAGGCUCGAACCGCCCGCAGAUAAAAGAGAAAUUUCAGAAUGUGAAACACCAAGCAAAGACGUUGAUAAAGAACCACCGCCGUUCCCCACGGUGAAGCAACGUAUGCCGAAAGCGCUCUGGUCCGCGGACGAAAAGAGCCUGUUUUUCGAAGCCCUGAACGAGUACGGCAAGGAUUUCGAUGCGAUCACCUCGUACAUUCGCGCCAAGAUGAAGAAGAAGGGAAUGCCGGACGCCAACCUCAAGACUAAGACGCAAGUCAGCCACUUUUACUACAGGACCUGGCACAAACUCUCCAAGCAUGUACACUUUGAUGAGAACGUUAAGAAAGUGGCCCAGGAGCUGUACGCACUAAUAAACUACGGCGAGCUGCGUCGCAAGCUGACGUCGGUGAACGAGAAGACGUGCGCGCGGCUGGGGGAGAUGGUGCGCGGCGGCAGCAUGGCGGUGCGCGCGCGCGGCCGCACGCUGCGGGUGCGCACGCCCAUGUGUCGCGCCCUGCGCAGGCUCAACCACAUCGCAGAGCGUGCGUGCGGUGCGCGCGUGUGCUCGCGUGCGACGGUGUGGCUGCGGGCGCGGUGCGCGGCGGGGUGGGCGCGCGUGCAGGCGGCGGCGCACAACCCGCGCGCUGUCGUCACGCUGCCGCUGCGCACGCGCCUGCACGCGCUGCUCCGUGCGCUGCACAAACGGUGGCGGCUUGCCGAUCACAAAGAAGACGGUAUAUCAGAGAACGGCUCAGUUAAAUUGGCAGAAGACACAAUCAAGGAAGAGGACGAUACAGAUCGUGUACCGUUUGGUGACAGUAAACAUGAAGAUUUAGAGAGUCACCUCAACUUACAGACUGACAGGAUUAUUGUACAAGAACAUCUGAGUGAGAAGAAAUUAGCACUACACGUGGGCCCUCGUCCUGGCGCGGAGAUCCAUCUGCCUAUAGUCAGCCCCAGCGAGAGUCUAUCAAGCCAGAAGAUCUGCUUCUCCUCUUACCUGGAGCGGAUGGGCACAUUGAUGCAGGACAAAGAUGGUGCCGCAAAAAUAAGAACACCGAAACGUCAACGUAAAGACAGCGUAUCAGAGAAAGAAGAUAACAAAAAGAUAAAAGCUGAGGAGAUUGAGCAGAAAAUUGUACACAUUGAUGAAACAGCUAUAGACGGUAUCGAGCUGAUGGCCAACUACAAAACUAUCAAGCAACCGGAAGUAGAAGAAAAGGCAAACGUGGAAGAUGAAAAAGAAGUUAAAUCAGAGGAGACGGCCGAAGAAGAAGAAAAAGAACCGGAGAGGGACAAAGAUAUGUCUGAGAGAGAAAAGGAUAGUUUUUCUGAGAUGGAAGAUGACGAGAAAUUUAACAAAAGUGACACAGACAAUGAAAGCGAUGGGAAAGUUGAUAAAAGCGGGAAAGGAAGGAAAUUUAAAAAUCUAAAGACAACUAUGUCCCAGGUAAAAUUCCGUAUUCGUCCAAAGAAACGUGGCGGGAGAGUAUACACUCUAGUGCUAGGUAAAGAGAACGAGGAGGCAAAGAAUGAGCAGGAGCAGAAGACAGAAGAAGAACAGAAGUCAGACGUGGAUGUGGAGACAGCUAUAAAGCAGAUUCGAACUGGUUGGAGUAUUUACGACGCUGGAGACUUGACUAUCGGAGAUUUGUAUCUUAUGUUCGGUUCCCGAUCCAGAUUAGAAUUGGACUACUGGUGGGCGGAACCCACACCUCCAUUGCCUCAACCAUUACAGAAAUCGCAAAGGAACACAGAUAUGGAGAAAAUAAUAAACAGUUUAGAUAAGGACAAACAUACGGAGAAGAAAGAGAAAGGAGUAGAGAUAGAAGAUGAGAAAGAGAGAGCGAGGGAGAGUGACACGGAUAUAUUCUCACCGAAGCACACGUUCAGUCAGGACAGCAAUGACGGAAUGUCGGGAGACGAGAGGAAAAGCGAGCAGCAAGCGUCCCCGGAGCACAAGUCAGCGGGCGCCGCCAGCACGCUCAAGCUGCUCUCCAAGCUCGUCAACCGGCCCGCGCCGCGUCCGCAGCACUCGCACUCGCCGCAACACGGCUUUGCUCUCAUGAGCGACCGUCUGAAGCGUCUGCUGGCGCUGGCGGGCAACCCGCUGGCCAGCGCCGCCGCCCCGCGCUGCGCCUGCGGGCACGUCUGUGCGCACACGCAGCGGAAACAGCAGAAGAGUGCGGCGAGCAACACGACCGCGGCGGUGUCGGCGGCCAGCGCGCCAGUGUUCCGACACCCCACACCCAUCGCACCGCGCCCAGCUCCUCACACUGACACUGAUGCUCGUCGUCCUGUCAACCUGGAGGGUCUGCCGCGCUGGAGACGAGGGCGGCCGCGCGGUGCGGCGCGCCGGGUGGUGGUGCAGCGCCUGCUGCCGCUGCUGCCCAAGCUGCCUCAGCCCAGCAAUCUCAUCCCUAUGAAUAUAGUACCUAAUUCUCCGCCGGCGCCGCCCAAAAUACUGCCCAAGCCACCGCCCACCUCCACAUCUGAUCUUUCAUUCUUCUACGUGCUGAGUGAAUCCAACGGGCAGUUCUUCUUCCACGACGGAGACAGACGUAUUCCUAUCACGCCGCUGCCGGGGAACGGCGCUGAUGACCACGAACAGGAUGAAGACGAUAUGAGAGAAAGUGAUGACAUCAAAGAGUAUAAGAUGGAUAUAACAGAAACUGAAGUCGCCAAGCCGCUGGACCCACAGCCUGAGAAGCAGCUCUCCACAGCUAUCGAGGACAACCAGAAUCAAGAUAUUGAGAACACUGACAUCGCUCACUUCCUACCGUCGGAGUCGAUGUCUUUGUCUCCGUCGCGGCUGCUGCACGCCGGCGGCUGGAUGGAGGGCGCCGUGCAGGACUUCUCCCUCAGCAGCUUCCUGGGGCAUCUGGAGGGUGAUGAGCCGCACCCACCACCUGUGGACUCUCAAAUACAGUCGCUAAUGGCGGAGUCUAGUGUCGACUACGUGGCAAAGUUCGCGGACCUGGCGGCAGAGGUCACCGACGAGCCUGUGCCUUAAGGCACGCUAAUUUAUAUUUUAUGGUAUUGAUAUAAGAUUUAAAAUGUUAAUUUGGACUUUAUAUGUAAGAUAUAAGAUCGUAAACGCAGUGAGCUGACCUCUUGACAACUCAAAGUUGUUUAGUUUUAAGAAAAAGUGAUUAAAAUUACAAUAUGCAU
Molecule: messenger RNA, 3510 nt
Organism: Papilio xuthus (Asian swallowtail)
Lineage: Eukaryota; Metazoa; Arthropoda; Insecta; Lepidoptera; Papilionidae
Gene: crm
Product: cramped chromatin regulator
Exons: 20
Coding region: 134-3352 (1072 amino acids)
Biological process (GO): pattern specification process
Cellular component (GO): nucleus
Molecular function (GO): chromatin binding
Source: RefSeq, a predicted model, not a curated record